AUGACCAUCCCCAUCGUCUCCGCCCAUGUCCCUAACACCGACAUCCCCCGCCCCAAGGACGUCGGCGUCCUUGCAAUGGAAGUCUACUUCCCCCGCAGAUGUAUCUCCGAAGCGGAGCUAGAGGAGUUCGACGGUGUCUCCAAGGGCAAGUACACCAUUGGUCUUGGCCAGGAGUACAUGGCCUGGACAGAUGACCGCGAAGAUAUCAACUCUUUUGCAUUGAAUGCUGUCGCCGGGCUCCUCGACAGGUACAACAUCGACCCCAAGUCAAUUGGCCGUAUUGAUGUCGGCACUGAAACCAUCAUUGACAAGUCCAAAUCCGUGAAGACUCACCUCAUGGAUCUCUUCGCCGACGCCGGCAACUUCGACAUCGAGGGUGUUGACUCCAAAACUGCCUGUUACGGUUCGACCGCAGCACUAUUCAACGCCAUCAACUGGAUUGAAUCGACUUCCUGGGAUGGGAGGAAUGCCAUUGUUGUCGCCGGAGAUAUCGCCGUCUACGCGGAAGGCCCUGCUCGUCCUGCUGGCGGUGCAGGUGCCUGCGCUAUGCUUCUUGGCCCGGAUGCGCCAAUCAUAUUUGAACCCAUUCAUGGCACUUACAUGUCCAACACAUAUGACUUCUACAAACCCAAUCUCUCCUCCGAGUACCCGGAGGUUGAUGGCCCCGUUUCCGUCGUCACCUAUAUUGCGGCUUUUGACGAGGCUUACUCUCGAUUCCGCGAGAAGACCGCGCGUCAGCUCAAGCACGGUCAGAUCAGUAGUUGUUCUAACGGUCUCUUGCACAACGCCGACAAGCCCGCCGACCCCAAGGCAGCUUUCUCACUUCAGGGUGUCGACUAUGCCCUCUUUCACAGCCCAUACGGGAAACAAGUCAUCAAGGGUCACGCUCGCAUGCUCUUCAACGACUUCCGCUCCGCACCCGACGCCCCGCAGUUCUCUGACAUCCCCAACCCCGAAGCGUUUCUCGCUACCUCGCAGAACGUGUCCCUCUCCGACAAGAUCGUCGAGAAGACCUUCAUUGCUGCGUCGAAGAAGUCCUUUUCCCAGAAGACUGACCCCAGUAUGGCUUGCUCCAAGCGUCUCGGUAACAUGUAUACUGGCUCGCUCUAUGGCUGUCUUGCGUCUCUCGUUUCGAACGUGGAGCCUUCCAAACUCAGGGGCAGCCGCGUUAGCAUGUUCGCCUUUGGUGGCGGUUGCGCUGCUAGCUUCUUCACUUUGCGCGUGAAGGGCGAUACGACGGAGAUCAAGGAGAGGAUGGAUUUGAUGAACCGGCUUGCUGCCAUGAAGGUCGUGCCAUGUCAGCAAUUCGUUGAUGGUCUUGGUCUCCGCGAGAAGAACCAUAAUGCUGUCUCGUACACACCAGAGGGAUCUAUCGACAAUGUCUGGCCUGGUGCCUUCUACCUUGACAGUGUUGACUCAAAUUACCGAAGGAAAUACGUCAAGGCUCCUUUGGCUUAA
Messenger RNA from Pleurotus ostreatus (oyster mushroom), 1458 nucleotides. RefSeq lists its product as uncharacterized. NCBI's taxonomy places the organism in Eukaryota, Fungi, Basidiomycota, Agaricomycetes, Agaricales, Pleurotaceae. Gene Ontology annotation, biological process: acetyl-CoA metabolic process; ergosterol biosynthetic process. Gene Ontology annotation, molecular function: hydroxymethylglutaryl-CoA synthase activity. The transcript is spliced from 5 exons. The record is from RefSeq and is a predicted model, not a curated record. Bases 1 to 1458 code for a protein of 485 amino acids.